AUGAAACUGUUUCUGGUAGUCCUCGGAGUAACGGCGGCGCUCGCCGCCCCCCCGGCCCAGUACGAGCCCAUCGUUACCGACUAUCACGGUGAGAUCGGUAUCCCGGAAGCGGUCCGUAUCAAGGCUGCCGAAGCGGCUUCGGACUUCGAUGGCUCCAGAAUAGUUGGUGGUUCUUUGGCCAACACCGGCCAAUUCCCUUACAUGGGAGGAUUACUGGUCACUCUGAACACCGGAGGGCAAUCCGUCUGUGGAUCAUCCCUCAUCAGUCCCACGAGAGCCUUGACCGCCGCUCACUGCUGGCGCACCAGGCGGUUCCAGGGACUUCUGCUCACGAUCGUCCUCGGCUCACUCCGUCUCUUCUCCGGUGGAGUCAGAAUUAACUCCAACAACAUUGUCAUGCACGAGGGCUACGACAUGGACCUUCUUAGAAACGACAUCGCCAUCAUCAACCUCCCAGUCAUCGGACUUAACAACCAAAUCGGCACUGUCAACCUUGCCUCAGGCAACAACCAAUUUGUCAACGGCGUCGCUACCGCUAUUGGUUUUGGCAGAACCGGAGACUCAUGGAAUGGAGGAAUCACCACAGGUCAGCAACUGAGACACGUGAACCUCCGCGUUAUCACCAACCAGGAAUGUUCCUCCGUUUAUGGAACUGGCCCAGUUAUCGAUUCUACUAUCUGUGUCUCGGGCGCUGACAGACGCAGCACCUGCGGCGGUGACUCUGGCGGUCCCCUGGUCCUGAACAAUCAAUUGAUCGGCGUCACCUCCUUCGGAGCCGCCGCUGGCUGCGAGAGGGGCUUCCCGGCUGGUUUCGCAAGAGUUACAGCUUUCUACUCCUGGAUUCGUGCACGCUUGUGA
Messenger RNA from Leptosia nina, 858 nucleotides. Lineage: Eukaryota; Metazoa; Arthropoda; Insecta; Lepidoptera; Pieridae. The record is from the annotation of a GenBank genome assembly.